Plectropomus leopardus (leopard coralgrouper) is the source of this 525-nucleotide messenger RNA. The record is from RefSeq and is a predicted model, not a curated record. Lineage: Eukaryota; Metazoa; Chordata; Actinopteri; Perciformes; Serranidae.
UCUAUGGAAGCCACCAUGUCGAUGUCCGGACACUCAGAGAUUUGACGGCCAGCAAAAUCCCAAAGCUGCACUAAUCUAGCUAGAUAAUUUACCGACCACAGCUUCAAACAUCUCAAGUUUAUUAAUGUUAAUUUCAGCGUUAUUACCGGAGAGGACGCCGACAAUGAACCGUUUUAACUCCGCCGUCCCGGAUGAGGAGUACCUCGCGGACAGUAACGUGUUGUUCUACCUGAGUGAUGCGGUGACUCAGCUGCUGGAGCAUAAAGAGGAGUACACGCAGUUUGGGGUGAUCCGCUACUUUGCUGAAUACUUCAGCAGCGUGAAGAACAGUAACCACGUGCUCUUCAGAGAGUAUAACUACAUCAGAGCCACUCCUCAUAACAGAGCCUCCUUCAUCAGAGUCUUCUGGAGAUGCUACCGACAGAUCGGCAAGAGCGGAGAUUUGCUGUCCAUGCUGGAGUACAGGUCUCUGCUGCAGCUGCUGUGUCCAGACUUCCCUCUGGAGCUGGUGCAGAGUGCAGCCAG